Eruca vesicaria subsp. sativa (arugula) is the source of this 414-nucleotide messenger RNA. NCBI's taxonomy places the organism in Eukaryota, Viridiplantae, Streptophyta, Magnoliopsida, Brassicales, Brassicaceae. The record is from the annotation of a GenBank genome assembly.
AUGGCGACUCUAGGCCAUAUCGCGAGAGAAUCAUCCGACAUCAAACGCCUCGCCCAGUUUUACAAAGAGAUAUUUGGGUUUGAGGAGAUUGAAACCCCUGAUUUUGGAGACUUAAAAGUGAUAUGGAUUAACUUACCAGGUGCUUUUGCAAUGCACAUCAUCCAGAGAAACACUUCAACAAACCUCCCUGAAGGUCCUUUCAGUGCCACCUCUGCCGUUCGAGAUCCUAGCCAUCUCCCUAUGGGUCACCACAUCUGCUUCACUGUCUCCAACUUCGACUCUUUCCUUGGCUCUCUCAAGGAGAAAGGGAUAGAAACUUUCCAGAAGUCUCUUCCUGAUGGAAAAGUCAAGCAAGUUUUCUUCUUUGAUCCUGAUGGUAACGGAUUAGAGGUAGCUAGUCGACCUGUGUCUUGA